AUGAGAAAAACCUUGAAGAAAUCCCUUUCCACCAUUUCAGAAUCCCUUAUAGCCCAUUCAUUUUCCACCAAUGCUAAACCUCAUUUUACCCGACCAAAACCCAAAAAUUCAUUCCCAAGAUCAAAGUUUUCCUCAAAAUCCAGAUGGGUUUUCGGAGUUACCUCCCCUGUUCCGCCGCCUGAAUGGGUUGAGCCCGUUUUUGACCUCUCGGACCUUGUUAAAGACCCUAAACAGCUCCAACUUUCUCCAUGGGUCGCUAAAAUUCUCAGUCUUCUGGAUGGUUCACCUGAUAUGGAGAACAAAUUAUCCGCUUACUGCAGAAAUUUCCUGAUUAGAUUAUCGCCAAGGUUUACUGCAUUUGUGUUGAAAUCGGAGAAGCUUUGCGGGCAGGGAGACAUCGCGUUUAGAUUCUUUAAUUGGGCCGGUAAGCAAAGUGGUUAUGCUCAUACUCUUGAUUGCUUUGUCUCUUUGAUUGAGAAUUUGUCCGUUACGAAUGAUUUGGAUAAGAUUAGGUGUAUAUAUGGUGAAUUGAAGGAGAAUAAUUUGUUAAUGAACUUGAUUUCUGCCUCUUCUUUGAUUAAAUGUUUUGGAAAUCUUGGAAUGGUUGAGGAGUUAUUGUGGGUAUGGAAGGAAAUGAAAAAGAAUGGGGUUGAACCUACUUUGUAUUCUUAUAACUCUCUGAUUAAUGGGCUUGUGAAUUCCAACUAUAUUGUGUCAGCUGAAAAGGUUUUUGAGGUUAUGGAGAGUGGGAGGGUCUUUCCAGACGUUGUUACUUAUAAUACAAUGAUCAAGGGGUAUUGUAGGUCGGGUAAGGUUCAAAAAGCCAUGGAGAAAUUCAGAGAAAUGGAAGUCAGGCAUGUGGAACCAGAUAAGAUAACUUACAUGACCUUGAUUCAAGCAUGCUAUGCUGAGGGAAAUUUCAGUAAUUGUUUAGGACUUUAUCAUGAAAUGGUGGAAAAAGAAUUGGAGAUUCCGUCACAUGCCUAUAGCCUAGUAAUAGGAGGACUGUGUAAAGAAGGGAAAUCUUCGGAAGGAUAUACUGUUUUUGAAAGCAUGUGUAGAAAGGGAUGCAAAGCCAAUGUAGCUAUUUAUACUGCAUUAAUUGAUUCGUUUGUUAAAAACGCAAAUCUUGAAGGUGCAAUGAAUAUUUUUGGAAGUAUGAAGAGCGAUGGGUUUGAGCCAGAUGAAGUUACAUAUGGAGUCAUUGUUAAUGGUUUAUGCAAGAAUGAAAGGUUAGAGGAAGCUAUGCAAUGGUUUGAAUAUUGUCAAGAAAAUGGCGUGCCUGUUAAUGCUGUGCUUUAUUCAAGUCUCAUUGAUGGCCUUGGAAAGUCUGGAAGAUUAGAUCAGGCUGAAAAGUUAUUUCAAGAGAUGGUUGAGAAAGGAUGUCCUCGGGAUUCAUAUUGUUAUAAUGUGCUCAUUGACGCCCUGGCUAAGGGCGGGAAAUUAAUUGAAGCUGUUGGAUAUUUAAAGAAAAUGGAAGAUGAAGGUUGUGAUCCAACUGUUUAUACCUACACCAUAUUGAUAACUGGCUUGUUUAAACAACAUCGAAAUGAAGAGGCGUUGAAGAUGUGGGAUGCAAUGAUUGACAAGGGUAUAACUCCAACUGAUGCAUCAUUUAGAGCUCUUUCCACCGGUCUAUGUCUUUCAGGUAAAGUGUCAAGAGCUUGUAAGAUAUUGGAUGAGUUGGCGCCGAUGGGUGUUGUCCUGGACACUGCUGUAGAAGAUAUGAUCAAUAUUCUGUGCAGAGCUGGUCGUAUAGAACAAGCUUGCAAGUUAGCUGAUGGUGUUGUUGAUCGUGGCCGAGAAGUUCCCGGUAGAGUUCGUACUAUUUUAAUCAAUGCCCUAAGGAAAGCAGGAAAUUCAGAUUUAGCUAUGAAAUUGAUGCAUAGCAAGAUUGGCAUAGGUUAUGAUAGACAGGGAAGCAUAAAAAGAAGAGUUAAGUUUCGGGGUCUGAUUGAGAAUUGA
This is a messenger RNA of Oldenlandia corymbosa var. corymbosa, 1965 nucleotides long. NCBI's taxonomy places the organism in Eukaryota, Viridiplantae, Streptophyta, Magnoliopsida, Gentianales, Rubiaceae. The record is from the annotation of a GenBank genome assembly.